Messenger RNA from Suhomyces tanzawaensis NRRL Y-17324, 549 nucleotides. RefSeq lists its product as uncharacterized. The transcript has a single exon. Lineage: Eukaryota; Fungi; Ascomycota; Pichiomycetes; Serinales; Debaryomycetaceae. The record is from RefSeq and is a predicted model, not a curated record. Bases 1 to 549 code for a protein of 182 amino acids.
AUGGUCUGGCCAUUCACCUCCAACAAAGGCAAGGAGACCUCCGAGCUCACCAAAGAGCUUCCCGAGAACCUCAAGGGCUUCUUCGAGGAAAACAACCCCGACUCCAAGCACCAGUCCAUCUUCGAAGAGUCACCUCAUCAGAAACGAGUCAACCAGGUGCUACUCAAGCACCAGAAGCAGAAUACCCCGUACUCGUACGAACUCGAGCGUUACAAGCAGAAGGAAAAGCCACAGGUUGUCACUGCUGUCAACUGUGCGGAAAUCCAGCAGCAGGUGGUGGAUUGCUUCCGGUCGUUCAACCUUACUUCUACCACCCAGUGUAAGUUCGAAAUAGGCAAGACUACGGCAUGUGUGGAGAUCCAAAACCGAGCGUUGAAGAAGCUCUACUACGAGGACUGUGUAGACAUCGACCAGUGUGAAAAGAUUCGCUACAUUGUCGACAAGCUCUUCACUGAAAACUUUGGACAGUACGGAGACGAGGUGAACGAAGUGACAAAGGCCAAUUUUGACAAAAGCUUGGACGGCAUGUUCUACAAGGUGUGGAAGUAA